Messenger RNA from Rhododendron vialii, 3372 nucleotides. RefSeq names its product peroxidase 20. Bases 73 to 1059 code for a protein of 328 amino acids. Gene Ontology annotation, biological process: hydrogen peroxide catabolic process; response to oxidative stress. NCBI's taxonomy places the organism in Eukaryota, Viridiplantae, Streptophyta, Magnoliopsida, Ericales, Ericaceae. The record is from RefSeq and is a predicted model, not a curated record. Gene Ontology annotation, molecular function: heme binding; peroxidase activity. The transcript has 4 exons.
ACCCCUUGCCAUGCAUUUUAUCUGCUGUAACAAAAAAAAUUUAAAAACAAUUUGCUCAGCUUGUUUAUUGGAAUGGUUUCAGUACUGUUAAUAGCAUUGUUGGUUUUGAUUCUUCAUGGCUGUGGAAGUUUAAGUGAUAAUGGGCCUUUGGAUAUUGACUACUACAAAGAAAGAUGCCCCCAUUUAGAACAGAUUGUGCAGCGGAAUGUGGAAAUUGCAGUGCUUAGAGAACCUAGAAUGGCUGCUUCUCUCCUUCGCUUGCACUUCCAUGAUUGUUUUGUCUUGGGAUGCGAUGCAUCAGUUUUGUUAGACAACUCCGGAAGCAUCGUAAGUGAAAAACAGGCAGGGCCUAACAAAAACUCACUGCGAGGAUUUGAUGUCAUCGAUGAGAUAAAACACACACUGGAAGAGGCAUGUCCACUAACAGUUUCGUGUGCUGAUAUCGUAGCCCUCGUUGCUCGUGAUGCCGUCGUUUUGAGGGGUGGACACAGAUGGGAUGUUCAUUUUGGAAGGAGGGACUCUAUAAAAGCAAGCUUAGAUGAUGCCAACAAAUUCUUACCAGCUCCAAACUCAUCACUAGAGAUUCUUGUUGCCAAUUUCCAACAACAUGGUCUUGACACUCUAGAUUUGGUUGCUUUAUCAGGCAGCCACACAAUUGGAAAAUCAAGAUGCUUUACCUUCAGGCAAGGGAUCUAUCAAGAUGAAGAAAAGUUCCAUCUCAAGAGGGACACAACCUACCAAGAAAUCCUACGAUCGCUAUGUCCCAAAUCAGGGAAAGAUGAUAAAUUCGCACCGCUUGAUUCAGCGACUCCAGCUAGGUUUGACAAUCUUUACUACCAUAACAUCAUUCAAGGACAAGGUUUGUUAAUAUCAGAUAAUGUGUUGGUGAGUGAAGAUGUUGGAGGGGACAUAAGAAAGCAUGUCUGGAAUUUCGCCAAUGACCAAGAUUUUUUCUUUCAUUCAUUUGGAAAUUCCAUGAUCAAGAUGGGGAGUAUCAAUGUACUUACUGGAGAGGAGGGAGAGAUUAGGAGGAAUUGUAGAUUUGUGAACACUAAAUGAAUCUUCAAAGUCUCUAUUUUUGCGAUUUUUAAGAACCUCACAACGGUUGUACUCAAGGGAAUUGUAUUUGGCAAACUAGCGAUCAGUCUAGUCAAUUGUCACCAAAUAGAUCGAUCAAUAUAAAGAAGAUAUUGAACCAAAUACACCAUACUCUUCUUACAUAAAUGUCGAAAGAGAGAAAUCAACAACAGAAACAACAAAGAGAAAGAGUAGAGAAGCGUCGAUCUUCAUUUGAAUCAAGUGCCUAAAGUUGAGAACAAUAAGUACAUUUUACCCUUUCCAUGGCUUAAGAAUUUCCCUUCCAAGUUUGAGACAAUUACCACAGGCCUUUACAUCACUUGCUAUCAGAGCCUUUGAUGAAAUUGACACAACACUACAAAAGCGACCAUGUCCUGAAUUCCAAGAUAAAAAUACAACAAAAAUGAAUCCUGCAAUCUUAGGCCAGCUUUGGAAAAUAUGAAAGCUUCCCAAACUUCAGAACAAUGUAGCCCAUCAAUUCUUAUUAACAUCUAGGUCACAAUACGAGUGCCUUGUCUCAGAGAAGGGACCAAAUCUGGUGGCCCAAUUCCUUAUGUUUCAAGUACAAGUUUGCACGGAUCAAAAAAAACAAAAAAAGUACAAGUUUGCACACCACCCAUACAAGCUGUGGCAUUCUGCACCCACGGAUGCUGAUUUCUUUGUGUGAUUGCAUACAUGGAAUAACACCCAUGUAGCACCACCAUUUUGGGGUCCUCUGAAAACAAAGCUCCAUCAACAACAAUUCUAGACCCCCACUUUAAUCACUGGGACAUCAAUUCAAGUUACUACACAGCUUGGAUGUCAAAAUACCACUUAAUCACUGGAACAUCUAUUUAAGUUUAACCACAGCUUGAUGUAAAAACACCAAUACGCUGAAUGGUUCUCACCAACUACGAGAUUCAAAAAUUUGAAAACAUUAUUUGGAUAAAAGAUGAAAAACAACUGAGAAAAGGGUGCUGAGUAGUUAGAGCAAAACAUACUCGUUUCUCAGGAUCCAUAUUGAACAAAUAAUGCAUUCCCUUCGCAAGACUGAUUUUCAAAAAUGAGUGAACCGCAAACAUGGAGAUUCCAUCGGGAGACCAAGCAUCCAAAAAAGUUUUCAGAUGUUUGUACCUCUAGAUUUGAAGACUCGUUUCAUAGCAUAUCCAUGCAAGAGUAGUCAAUUGAUCUCAAUUGAAGCUCAACUGCUAAUAAAAAGGUUUGAACAUGGGGAACCAAAAAAUCAUAUGCUACAUCGGCAAAUCAAUCCAAUGUCUAGGACAUCAAUUAGUACGUUUCUUGGAAUAAGAGAAGACCAAAUAAUUGUACAUUAAUCGGACAAACACCACCACUGGCCUUAAGUCUAAUCGUAGCUCUCAUAAAAAAUGUGGGAAAAGAGAGAGCAAACUUUCUGUAACAGCCACACCCAGCAUUUAGCAUAAAAAUCGUUCAUCGGACACCUACCAAUGCCUCUUCACAGAAGACAUCAAAUUACCCUCUAUUCAGAACUAAAUUUAAACCCACCAAAUCUCAGAAAUCUCAUAAUUAAUUCUGAUAUUUUCUGACUAGAGAUGGCAACCUUUAUGCCUGUGGUUUCCCAUCGUCAUUUUGGCAUAAAGAUUGCCUUCUCCGGUCUCAAAACAUCAGAAUUAAAAUAAAUAAAAAACGAUUUUGAAGUAAAAUAACUAAGCAUACAGUGACAGAAUAAAUAACAAAGGCAUCAGUUCUCCAAGGUGAUUUAGCAUCAUCGAAAUGCUUCAGACGCAAAUUACCCAUUUGUUAUUGAGAUUCAUCCUCUGCCCAAUUUCGUGAAAGCCGACCCCAAACGUAUACAUAACUACAUAACUAUACCUAUAAAUGUGAGCGUAUAUGCGUGUGAAGAGUGAGGGAAAAAGCGAUCAGAACCUGUCGGGAUUUCAUUAUAACAUCACAAUCAAUCAGUGGAUUGACAGACCAAAUGAAUUUCUAUCGUCAUCUCGCUUUACCACUCACCCCAAAUCUCAGAAAUAUUUACAAAAAAUUGAACCAAAAGUAUAGGAGGUAGGAAAUAAUUGAAAAAAAUCUCGAAUUUGCAAAUUCGUUUGGUGCAGAAAGCAGUACGAGAAGGCUCAGAACUUCUUAGAGGGUUGUGCUAGCCGUCACAGACGGAUUCACGAGAAAUCCGUCUCUGGUACACAAAAUUGGAUCUUCAUAGCACAUCUAUUCCGAAAUACUACUGAAGAACAAAAACGUGAAUCGAAAACUGCAUAUCUAUAUCUAAUAUGAAGAGAGAGAGAGAGAGAGAGAGAGAGAGAGAGAGACGAUUGCUGUGGAGUU